AUGCCUAUGCUUGAAGAAUUGAGUGCAUCGGACUUGAUAGAGAUGCGGUCUUCCAAGCUCGAGCAAAGGGACACUCGCCAACAUGCACCUGAGCUCAAGCACCUUGAUGGGCUGAUCAAGGCAGUUGAGGUUCAAGCUGAGCCGCGCGACUGCAAUGCCCACAUCACGAUCAACUGUCUUCCUUCUGAAGUGCUCCGGGAGAUAUUCUUGAUGACCUGCAUCGUCAAGCUGGCUCGAUACAGAUCUUCGCACUAUGCAUGGCCAGACAUUACUACCGUCUGA
Messenger RNA from Laetiporus sulphureus 93-53, 282 nucleotides. RefSeq lists its product as uncharacterized. The coding region runs from base 1 to 282 and encodes 93 amino acids. NCBI's taxonomy places the organism in Eukaryota, Fungi, Basidiomycota, Agaricomycetes, Polyporales, Laetiporaceae. The record is from RefSeq and is a predicted model, not a curated record. The transcript is spliced from 3 exons.